AUGUUGUUCCUAUUAAUAUUUUGUAGUUCUGUAGUGAUACCAAUUCUCUUUGUAAUUCACAUUGCACUACAACCGAUAAAGCAAAAAUUACAUGGAAAGGUUGUGUUGGUUACCGGUGCUGCACGUGGACUUGGACAACAGAUAUGCAUCAAAUUAGCACAAAAGGGCUGUCAUAUUAUAGUUGUUGAUAGUUUAUUAACUGAUGAGACAUUAAGGAAGUUAAAGCCUUAUCAUGUGAAAGUUAGAAGUUAUCAAGUUGAUGCCUCAAAUGAACAGGAAGUCCUGCAAUUGAAAGAGAAAGUGAUUAAUGAUUUUAGAGCUGUGGAUAUAUUGAUUAACAAUUUUUGCUGUAUUUCGAGUAAGCCGAUAUUACAGCAGUCUAAAGAGGAAGUUGAUGGAUUGACAAAAAAUGGAAUUGUGGAUGUUAUUUUUAUGACAAAAUGCUUCCUCGAAGAGAUGAUAAACAGAGGUCGCGGACAGAUCGUGUCAAUAUCCUCAAUGCUAGAGAAUUCUGAUCUGACAAGUUAUUCCAUCACUAAAUGGGCAAUGUCUGGAUUUAUGUUGGGUUUGAAGAAUUUUUUGCAGAGCAGACAGUUGACAGGCAUUAGGACAAUGAAUGUUUUUGCUGGAGUGAUUGAUAGUCAGAAUGAGUUAAUUGCUGAUGAAAAUCAGAAGAGUCAGGAACAAUUGCAGCACGUAAUAGCUUAUCAAAGGCCAAUUAAAUGCCACACAGAAUUCAAGCCUUUAGCUUUAUUACCACUAAAAACCUUGCCAACAUCUUGA
Molecule: messenger RNA, 783 nt
Organism: Chironomus riparius
Lineage: Eukaryota; Metazoa; Arthropoda; Insecta; Diptera; Chironomidae
Source: the annotation of a GenBank genome assembly